AUGGGACAGAAGGGACCAGGCCGUCCCACGAGAGGCGACCGGCCCCCUCCGUCGAGGGAGACGGCUUCUUUGAAGGGCCUUCCCUUCAAGCUGCCCCCGCUCCCCGCCCCCACCCAGCGCAUCUCUUCCCGCUCCGUUCAUUUACGCACAAAGGGAGACGAGACAGACGGAAACAUAAUGAGUUUCCCGGGGCUCGACUUGAAUGUCUUGCUCGACGGAGCGCCGCGGUGUUGGUUUUGUGGCGAAAUUGUGGCACCCGGAGGCGUCGCAGCCCCCGUCUCGUUGACUUUCGUCUCCACUGUUGCCUCCGAGGUCUCCGUCCUGUUCUGCUGUGAUCGCUCGGCGCCCCCCGGGGCAGACGGUGCUGCUGAUUUGAAGACUGAUGCGAAGUCUGCUGUGAAGUGCUGCUGAUGAGAAGUCAAGAAGCUGCUAAUCGUGAACAUUGUGUGUGCGGUGUUUUCAUGUGUUGGCAAGGUACUUUUCAAGAAAAACCGUAUCUUUUGAGGAGAAAUGUGGUGGUGGAUAACUAGAAAAGUUCAAUGUGUUUAAGUGUUUGCAUGUUGGUGAUUGAACCAAAGUUGGUGAAAGUGAGCAAAGGCGAACAGGGUUGACGUAAUUGAUUGUUUUUACUCAUAUGUAUAUCUGUAGUUUAAACGGCCAUGUUGUUGUUGGCGAUGUUUUGUUUUGUUGUUAUGUAACGCGUGGUGUUACACUUCACGUGUCUGUGACUAAAGUACUUCGUUUAAUCAAGUGGCCAAUAACAGCCAGUGAUUUGGUGUAACGGAAAAAACUGUAGAGAUGGUUAGAGUUGAAUGACUUUAAGAGUGGCAACAUGAAAAAAA
Molecule: messenger RNA, 842 nt
Organism: Gryllus bimaculatus (two-spotted cricket)
Lineage: Eukaryota; Metazoa; Arthropoda; Insecta; Orthoptera; Gryllidae
Source: the annotation of a GenBank genome assembly